AUGAUUCUUCAACGAUUACUUUUUUCCGUACUUAUACAAAUGGUAUUAUCAUAUGAUUUUACAGAUGAUAACUGGAAUCAAUUCGAUGCAUACGGUGUAAAAUUGGCAACUAACGAUAAUGUGGUAGUACAAGCGCGUAAUAUCGAUGCUUAUUUCGUUAUACAAUUUGCUCCAUUCAAUGCAUCAAAUGUAUCAUCACCAUGUCAUGUUAAUUAUGCGGGUAGUAAGUCAAACGAUACGAAUUUCAUUUAUAAUAUAGUCGUACCAGAAGGUGAUGUUAAUGGUGCAUCGGUGAUUUUUGUUGGUGAAAAUACUGAUAAUUCGACAUCACCAUAUCCAUUUGUUGGACAUUUACGUGUAAAUUCAUCAUGUAUGGCUACAUAUGAUAUUCAAUACUUUAAUUCAUCUGGACAUGAUGAAUUUUUUGUAGUUGGUGUCGAUCCAAGUGGUCAACAAGCGUACGGAUUCUCGAGCCGAUUUGCAUUCAGCUACGAUUUGCAAACACAUACUAUUACUCUUCUUCAACAAUGGCCUAUACCUAAUUUUACACCACAUGCUGUUGAUGUGAGCAGGAGCUAUAUGGCUAUUAUUGCUGGCUUUGUUACUACAGCACAAAACGUAUAUAACCCUUAUAUCUACAUGCUACAAAUGAAUAUUAGCUCGUACAGUAUUGUUGAAACAUGGCCAUAUGUACCAUCAAGCAGCUCAUGGCAAGCCACAACAACGAAUCGAGAUGCAUCCACUUUUACAAGAAAACAUAUGAUGAGUGUUUCUAUUCAUGAUAAUACAUCAGCUGUACUUGUUGGUAUGCCAUCUUUUAACAUUGUUUUCUGGUUUAACAUAGAAGAAACGAAUUUGACUGUGUUUGGACAACGUGAGAAUGGCUAUCAGCGUGGUUAUGGUCAAAGCUUAGGAUGGAGUGAUGAAUCUGGAGGUCCAUAUCCUGUUAUACUAGCAAAUACAUACACGUUUCCUUACGAGUGGUCCAGUUCAAUUAUCUACUGGUUCUAUCCGGCACAGUUUCUCUCAAGCAACCCAAUCAUGCCAAUGCUUCCUACAGUUCAAUGUCCACUAUGGGUAGAUUUACAACAAGAACUACUCACUAUUGCUAUGGGAACUCUUAACCUUGUACUUCUCGAUUCAUCUGGACAAGUAUAUGUCAUGUUGGCAGCUGCAGAAGGUUUUUAUCCUGAUACAAGUGUAGCCAUCGGUACGAAUCCUACAUUCUCUAGUCCGACUAGUUGCCCUGCAGGUACCUACAAAAAUUGGAUAGGUGUUUACAUUUGCUAUCCAUGUACAGCUGGACAAAUGAAUACAGAUGACGGAAACUUUGAAUGUUCAACGUACGGGUGUGCUGAAGAAACUUCAAUUUGUCCACUUGGUUCUAUCACGAAUGAUACUUAUUCUGAUAUGACCACAUCUAUUUCACAGGAAGUCAGUUAUCCAGAAUCACCAGAAUCGAUUAUUUUUGAUGAUAUUCUUAUCGUGAAUAUGUUUAGCUUUGGUACUUCAACGUCCUGUUUAAUGGUCUCACCUGUAUUUUGGACAAUGGUUAUGACUGGCUUUGUAGUGCUUAUUCUUCUUAUUAUGGGUAUUCUCAAAUUCUUCAAACAACACGCUAAAACUCGUCUUAUGAUCAAGCGUAUUUUUCGCCAAGCAGAUAUUAUUCGUGAAGGAGAAUUAUGGGUUGGCGGACUUGCUUCUCUCGCUCUAAUUGUUUUAGUUAUGUUUGCCUACCAUUUCAGUGGCUCUUAUCUCAAUCAAUAUCCAAUUGAAACAGCACCACCAUCAACAUUUGCAUGUGAUCAGACGAUUCGUAACGCAAAAUUUCAAACAAAUCUUCAAUCUCUCACAACACCACGUAGUGAAGAAGUCGAACCGAUAUUUGAGCUGCUUGACGAGCAGCAUUUCAAACUUACCAUUGAUUUCAUUAAUACACAACAGACUUGCGAUGAUGUAACAAUUACACAAAUCGUUCAUUCUUAUUCGCAAGUAAUAUCGUCGAACUGCACUUAUAAUCGAUCUACAGUUACUGUUUCUACUACUCUUCAAUCGCAUACAGUAUCUCUCAUUUACAAUUUUGCUAAAGCUGUAUCAAUUGGUGGUUUUCGCAUUAGUUUCUAUAGUGAACAAAUCGAAUUAGAUAAUAAAUCUAGCAAUUCAAAUUACUUUGUUCAAGAGUUCAAUUUCGUUCAACCAUUCUUUGUCUACAAUCAAACAAUGGCUUAUGAUCCAACCAUUGUGUAUGAACUGACUCGCAUCAUUAACCAAAGUUAUCCACUUGAUGACAACGGAUUAUAUUCGUACAAUGCACUAUGGAGUCCAGUAACUACUAGUAGUACUUCAGAUCUGUUUCUUACUUAUGAGGAAUAUAUGUACUAUGGCUUAUUAAAAACAACAUUCACAAUUUCUAUCUCAGAAGUAACCUAUUACACUAUGAAUGUUCAACAACCUAUUGCCAAGAAAUCGGAAAUUAUUUUUCAUAAUCUUCUUUUUACAACAGUCUGUUUGGAAUUAUUUGGCCUUAUGUUUAUCGGUAUGAAACUCAUUGGUCUACCAUUAUUCAAUGGUGUUCGAUACUUUAUAGAGAAACACUCUAAUUUAAUUCAUCCAGAACCUUUCUCUGACAAAUCAAAUGAAGCAUUGAAAACGCAAGACCAGUUACCCAACUAUUUUAAAUCGGUCCCUAACAAAUCGAAUGAAGCAUCAAAAGUGCAAGAACAGUUACCCAAAUAUUCUAAACCGGUCGCUGACAAAUUUAAUGAAACAUCGAAAACGCAAGACCAGUUACCCAAAUAUUCUAAACCGGUCCCUAACAAAUCAAAUGAAGCAUCGAAAACGCAAGAACAGCUACCCAAAUAUUCCAAACCGAUCUCUGACAAAUCAAAUGAAGUAUCGAAAACGCGAGAACAGUUACCCAAAUAUUUUAAACCGGUCGCUGGCAAGAAUCAAAAGUAUUAA
Messenger RNA from Adineta steineri, 2961 nucleotides. The record is from the annotation of a GenBank genome assembly. NCBI's taxonomy places the organism in Eukaryota, Metazoa, Rotifera, Eurotatoria, Adinetida, Adinetidae.